Molecule: messenger RNA, 1704 nt
Organism: Ascochyta rabiei
Lineage: Eukaryota; Fungi; Ascomycota; Dothideomycetes; Pleosporales; Didymellaceae
Product: Phosphoribosylaminoimidazole carboxylase
Exons: 1
Coding region: 1-1704 (567 amino acids)
Biological process (GO): 'de novo' IMP biosynthetic process
Molecular function (GO): ATP binding; phosphoribosylaminoimidazole carboxylase activity; metal ion binding
Source: RefSeq, a predicted model, not a curated record
AUGGCUGACAAGCGCAAGGUCGGCGUGCUCGGCGGUGGCCAGCUGGGCCGUAUGCUCAUUGAAGCUGCCAACAGACUCAACAUCCAGGUGAAUGUCCUGGACGUCAACAACUCGCCAGCGAAACAGAUAUCAGCGCAUGACGGCCACAUUGAGGGGUCCUUCAAGGACGCAGCCAAGGUCAAGGAAUUAGCGCAAAAGUGUGAUGUAGUCACUGUCGAAAUCGAGCACGUUGACACUCAGAUGCUCGAGGAAGUAGUGGGGCAGGUUGUCGUUGAGCCAAGCUGGAAGACACUACGCAUCAUCAAAGACAAGUAUGCACAGAAGCAGCACAUAAAAGAGCAUGGAGUCGAUGUUGCCGAGAGCAUUGAUUUGGAGGGGAAAGGAGCUGAGGGUCUGAAAGAAGUUGGUGCUAAGUAUGGGUACCCGUACAUGCUCAAGAGCAAGACAGAAGCGUACGAUGGCAAAGGCAACUUUGUUGUCAAGAGUGAGGACGGUAUCGAUGCAGCGAUCAAGGCGCUGGGAGGUCGCCCGCUGUACGCCGAGAAGUGGGCGGACUUCAGCAUGGAGCUCGCCGUGAUGGUUGUCAAGACGAAGGAUGGUGUCCUUACCUUCCCCACCGUGGAGACAGUCCAUGAGGACAGCAUCUGCAAGCUCACAUACACACCUCCCCGCAAUGUCGCCGCAACUACUGCUCAGCGCGCCCAAGAUCUUGCUAAGAAGGCCAUUGCCGCAUUUGAAGGCAAGGGUGUCUUUGGUGUGGAGAUGUUCCUACUGAAGGAUGAUUCCCUCCUGAUCAACGAGAUUGCGCCCCGCCCACACAACUCUGGCCACUAUACCAUCGAAGGCUGCGACAUGUCGCAGUACGAGGCUCAUCUUCGCGCGAUCCUAGACAUCCCAAUCAGCCAAGAAGACCUCCGUCUUAAGGAACCUUCCAUCAUGCUGAACAUCCUCGGCGCACAGAGCCCAGACUCCCAUGAGAAGACGGCACAGCGUGCCUACACAGUCCCCGGUGCCAAGGUCCACCUCUACGGCAAAGGUGACGCUCGCCCGGGGCGUAAGAUGGGCCACAUCACCCUGACAGCCCCGACGCUCCGCGAAGCAGAGCGCAAAAUCCAGCCGCUCAUCGACUUUGUAGACGAGCAAAAGGGUAAAGCUCUCGGCCCACGCACCGAGGGCCCUAAAGAAGAGCCGCUCGUCGCCGUCAUCAUGGGUUCAGACUCCGACCUGCCCGUCCUGAAAGCCGGUCUGCAGAUCCUCGAGAAACUCGACAUCCCGUUCACGACGCGCAUUACCUCCGCCCACCGCACCCCCGACUGGCUGCGUACCUUUUCCAAGAACGCAUCGUCGACUUCUGUCCGCGUCAUCAUUGGCGCAGCAGGUGGCGCCGCCCAUCUCCCCGGUAUGUGCGCCUCCUGGACCACGCUUCCGGUCAUCGGUCUGCCUGUCAAAGCCACGCACAUGGAUGGCUGGGAUAGUCUGGUGUCGAUGACGCAGAUGCCGCGGGGCGAGCCCGUGGCCACGGUGGGUAUCAACAACAGCACCAACGCGGCGCUGCUGGCAGUGAGGAUCCUGGGGGCGAGUGACGAGGCCGUCCGGGAGAGGCUGAGGGUGUGGAUGGAGGGCAACGAGAAGGAGGUCAUGCGCAAGGAUGGCGACUUGUUGGAAAAGGGAUGGGAGCAGUAUCUUACCAGCAUGAGUAAAUAG